AUUAAGGGAUUUUUGAAUGGCAUAAACCAGUUUAUCCCCACCAUCCUCUCUUUUUCAGUGUAAAAUUAAAAAGAAUACAAAAUAUUAUUGAAUUAUUUGUAUAACACGAAGUCACAAUUUUGAAAAAAAAUAAAAAUACACCUAUGAGAGGAAUGCAAAAGCCAAACAAGGUUAAAUUACAAAGUACAAAACAAAUUAAAUCUGGCCCGUCCACAUGACACACAUUAUAUAUAUAUAUAUAUAUAUAUAUAUAUAUAUAUAUAUAUAUAUAUAUAUAUAUAUAUAUAUAUAUAUAUAUAUAUAUAUAUAUAUAUAUAUAUAUCGAAAUACGCACAGAUCUACGCUCAGUAUGCCUACACGUGUACCGCACCGCGCCCACGUGGCACUAGAUCAGAGCUGUCGCGAGGAGAACUCCAGCUAGGGCGGCGGCGCCGCUCAUGGCCAUCCUGGAAGCACCGUUCGGGGGCGGGGUGCCGUCCGCAGCGGGCUGCUCCGCCGGGGAGUUUCGGGCAGGGACAGCAGCCGGCGCCGGGCUCGACGGUAUGGUUGGAGAGGGAGACGAGGGUGCAGGCGCUGGAGAUGCAGGGGAUGGGGUCGGUGCCGGAGACGGCGGAAUAGGGGGCGACGGCGCCGCCGUGGUGGGUGCCGGCGCAGGAACUGCGGUGGGAGAAAUUUUGGGUGAGGGAACAGGGGGUUGUGCUAAGCACGAGGCGGCGAAGAGAGCAAAGAGAAGAAAUGGUUUGAAACUCAUAUUGAAAAGGCUCUUUCUUUUUGGGAGAAAAGGGAGCAGCUGGAUGGGGAAGCUAGAGAAUAUGAAAGAUAACUGUGUGAGGAAAUAUAUAUAAAGAAAAGAAAAUGAGAUAAAGACUUCUUUGCUUU
Molecule: messenger RNA, 879 nt
Organism: Cuscuta campestris
Lineage: Eukaryota; Viridiplantae; Streptophyta; Magnoliopsida; Solanales; Convolvulaceae
Source: the annotation of a GenBank genome assembly